Rotaria sp. Silwood1 is the source of this 369-nucleotide messenger RNA. The record is from the annotation of a GenBank genome assembly. NCBI's taxonomy places the organism in Eukaryota, Metazoa, Rotifera, Eurotatoria, Philodinida, Philodinidae.
AUGAUACAUGAUGAGAAUGAAUUUUUAGCUUUACAUCGUCAAUUAUUAGAUCAAGCAAUUGUUCAUGAACAUAGACGAGCUUUACGCAUUGCCAAAACAAUGUAUUAUAAUAAUUUUCCUCCUAAUAUUGAUUUAUUAGUUAAAGCAAAAUUAUUAAAACGACGAGAACGAGAGAAUUCUAUUAUUCUUCAUGAUAUACAUGAAAAACGUUUUUCACCUUAUAAACGAGCAAUUCAUCAACUAUGGAAUGAUACAUUUCAUAAUACACCAGUUCAAACAACAAAACUUAUCAUUGGUAGUCGAAAUAAUCCAAAUCUUUGCAAAAAGCUUGGUCGUCGAAGUCCCUUUGUCAAAAAUCGAAACUCAUAA